CUGGAGGAUGUGCGCGUUCUGAUUAACGGCGAGUUGCACCUCGCAGAAGGCCUCAAGACCAAGAUGAUCUUCAAGCAGAAUCAGGGCACUGCGGUGCAGUCGAGGCGUCUGUCUCGGAGGACAUCCACCGGCACUCAGGGUGCCGUGGUGAUGCUUGAGAUCGAGAACGAGGGCCCAACCACGGUUGCCCCUGUCGAAGUAGCCCAGGAGAUGCAGAAGCAGGUGAAGAGCAGCAGCACAGGUGCCAUCAAGGCACUGACGGACCUCGGCACGGUCAACACGAAGGUCGGUGUCCGCGUGGCCUUGGAGAAAAAACAGAUCACCACUCGC
Molecule: messenger RNA, 330 nt
Organism: Symbiodinium pilosum
Lineage: Eukaryota; Dinophyceae; Suessiales; Symbiodiniaceae
Source: the annotation of a GenBank genome assembly